Oryza sativa Japonica Group (Japanese rice) is the source of this 1181-nucleotide messenger RNA. RefSeq lists its product as uncharacterized. NCBI's taxonomy places the organism in Eukaryota, Viridiplantae, Streptophyta, Magnoliopsida, Poales, Poaceae. The record is from RefSeq and is a predicted model, not a curated record.
CGUAAAGCCGCCGCUUCGUCUCCACGCGACGCCUCCAUCGUCUCCAUCGUCUCGCCGCGGAGAAGAAGAAGAAGAGCUCGCACGCGCGCGCGCAUCCAUCUCUCUCCUAGGGUUCGUGCGUUGAUUCGGCGGCGGUGGAGGUGGAGGAGGAGGGGGUUGGAUUCGGGAGGUUUGUGUGGGGGUGUGGGGGGGGGGGGUGAGAGAUGGCGGGGGGGAAGAAGCGGAAGGCGGAGGCGGCGCGGCUGGAGGAGACGGACAGGGCGCUGUACGGGGCGUUCCGGGGCGCGGCCAACUCGCUGUCCCAGCUCUACACGCUCGCCAUGGGCGGCCAGAAGCUCUCCUUCCAGGCCGGCGAGCGCCACGCCAUGGAAAAGCUCUAUGAAUGGAUCUUGAGGCAGCAUGAAAAUGGCUUGAGGCUGACAGUUGCUGAUAUAGCCUCGCACAUCCAGCACGAGAUCCAGUAUGGAGGUGACAAUGCAUCAGCCUCUCCAAGAUCACAGCAUGCAAGCCAAAGCACUCAAGCUACAGUGCCUAUUCCCAACACAAUGAGCCAGCAGCCAUCACCAAACUUAUUUGCGCUAGGAAAUACAGGAUUGGUGCAGUCCAAGAACUCAGCGGUCUUUUCAAAUGCACUAUCUAGCCCCGUUCGCCGGAGCCUGCAACCAUUCCACCUGGAGCAGGGUGGCGAUGCGGGGUACUUCGCAAACGGCGUUAACCGCGAUCAAAACUCGACGGCUUCGAACGAUUCAUCCAUGGACAUGCAUUCAGACAGCCCAGCUCAUGACUCUUACUGAGUUGUUUGCCCCCUCUGUGGAGCUGGAAGAGCAACACUUCCAGUGGAACAGAAUGUGUGCCUUUGCUACCACAGCUCAUGUAGGACUAUUCAAUUUAACCCCCCUCCCCUAGCCUCCAAUGAUGCUAAGCUUGUAUUCUGUUGCUGCCAAUCACCAGUUACUAGUACCGAUUACAUUGCUAAGAUAUUGUAACUUGCAUGUAUUUAUGUCCAGAGUAAAACUGUACUCGGUUUACCUGUGCAUACUACUACAGUUGGUAUGUGGUGAAAAUGUAGGUGGCAAAGCAAAAUUGAGAAGAAUAAACAGUAUUGUACUGUUGUUCCCUCUCCUAGACUCCUACGCUAACCAUUUCUGAAGUUGUUAUCAAGCUGUCGUUUUGUUCUGUCA